AUGGGAUAUUAUUGGCCAACGAUGGUGAAAGAUUGCUUGGACUAUGCUCGAAGAUGCAAGGCUUGUCAGUUUCAUGCGAAUUUUAUACAUCAGCCGCUCGAAGCAUUACACCCGACCGUCGCAUCUUGUCCAUUUGACGCUUGGGGAUUGGAUGUCGUUGGUCCGUUGCUGAAACCAUCUCUUCUGAAGGUUGUCUCCAAGUCCAAACGAGAUUGGCAUGAACGAAUGGAAGAAGCUUUGUGGGCAUAUAGGACGACUUACUGCACACAAACGCAAGCAACCCCAUACUCGCUUGCUUAUGGAGUUGAAGCAGUCCUACCACUUGAGCUCCAAAUACCUUCUUUACGACUUGCUAUUCAAGAAGGGCUCACCGAAGAGGAAAAUGCUCGGUUGCGUCUUGCAGAGUUAGAAGCACUUGAUGAGAAAAGGUUGGAGGCUCAACAAAAUCUUGAAUGCUAUCAAGCCCGUCUAUCUCGUGCCUUCAACAAAAAGGUUCGCUUGAGGUCCUUCCAAGUGGAAGAUCAAGUCCUUGCAGUAAGAAGACCCACCAUCGUUUCCCAUAAAUCUGGGGGCGAAUUCACCUCAAAAUGGGAUGGACCAUAUGUCAUACAAGAAGCAUAUUCAGGUGGCGCUUACAAGCUUGUUAAUGCGGAUGGCCUGAGGAUUGGUCCCAUCAAUGCAAAGUUCUUGAAGAAGUAUUAUCCUUAA
Lycium barbarum (goji berry) is the source of this 708-nucleotide messenger RNA. RefSeq lists its product as uncharacterized. The record is from RefSeq and is a predicted model, not a curated record. The transcript has 2 exons. The coding region runs from base 1 to 708 and encodes 235 amino acids. Gene Ontology annotation, molecular function: nucleic acid binding. NCBI's taxonomy places the organism in Eukaryota, Viridiplantae, Streptophyta, Magnoliopsida, Solanales, Solanaceae.